GUACCAAUUCACAGCUGCUUCCAGACUAUUCUGUAACAUCUUAAUCAUCAACCUCGCCAUCCUCGAGGCUUACGAGUCGCCAUCUGCCUACUAUCAUUUAUUUAUUUUUCUUCCAGUAUUUUUAUUCAUAGAAAAGAAGUAUAUAAGAAGACCCCUCUACAUAUUUUUCAAAAAUGGCAUCUCCAUCAAUCGAGGCUGAAGAUACCAGCUACGUCAAAAUGGAUAAAGGAACCGACGUGUCGCUUAUCGGCAAACAUUGCCAACUCGAAUACUGCAACCAGCUCGAUUUCCUACCUUUCUUCUGCCAGAGCUGCAAGAAGACGUUCUGCCUCGACCACCGGACCGAGACCGCUCACAAAUGCGCCAACGCCGGCGCGUGGGCCGAGCGGCGGCGACAAGCGCAGCUGGCUAAACCGUCGGCGGGCGAGGGCAAGCGCAUGCGCGAUCUCGUCUCGCAGAAGCCGUGCGCCGCGACAGACUGUAAGACCGUCGUCGGCACGUCCCUGGUGCCCGGAGUCCACUGCUCGUCCUGCAAUCGCGACUACUGUCUCAAGCACCGGCUAAAGGAGGAACACGACUGCAAGAACAAGAUCCCCAUCGGCGCGCGACCCCAGUUCGACGUCUCCGAACAGACGAAAUCCGCGUUCGCGAAAUUGAAGGCCUGGGGCGCCGCCAAGAGAGAAGUGGCCACUCGGGCGCUGCCAAAGCCUAAACCUACCUCGGCGUCGGCGCGCCUUGUCGCGGUCAAUAAUCUGAAGAAGGUUGCUAAGGGCGAUGCGAAACUACCACCUGAGAAGAGGGUGUACCUCUUUGUAGAGGCGGAGGCCGAGACGACUACGGCCAAGAACUACAAGGGCGAGUUUUUCUACUCGAAGGACUGGGUCAUUGGCCGGGUAUUGGAUGCCGCAGCCAGGAGCCUACAGAUCGAAAACGUCAACAACCAGUCUUCCGAGGAGAGAGAUAAGCUUCGAGUAUUCCACGUGGAAGGCGGGCGAGUGUUGGAAUUCAACGAGAAGGUCGGUUCUGCUCUCGUGAGUGGUAACACGAUAGUGUUACUGCGAGGUAUAGGGCCACCGCCUGAUCUUAUCGAGCUGUAAACCCAACCUUAUAAGAUACGAUUUUUAUUGCAUUUAAGCGGCGUUUCUAAGAUUUGCAUUUCAAAAACGGAGCGGAGAUACCUUCAUAAAUGGGAGCAGAGCAUUUGAUUGGUAUUUAUGGAGUUGCUAUAUAGAUAUAGCCCUGAAGCGCA
This is a messenger RNA of Daldinia caldariorum, 1249 nucleotides long. RefSeq names its product AN1-type zinc finger protein. Gene Ontology annotation, molecular function: zinc ion binding. NCBI's taxonomy places the organism in Eukaryota, Fungi, Ascomycota, Sordariomycetes, Xylariales, Hypoxylaceae. The transcript has a single exon. The record is from RefSeq and is a predicted model, not a curated record. Bases 174 to 1097 code for a protein of 307 amino acids. Gene Ontology annotation, cellular component: cytoplasm.